CCUUAUAUUCCUCAGUCGCUUUCGUUCUCAAAACGUCUCUCAACUCAACGCAAUGGGCUCAAAGGUCCACAUCGUCAUAUUCGUGUUUGGACUUGCCGCCAUUUUGUUUUUGAAUGCGGUCGAUUCCAUCGAUUUUCUCGACGACAAUUUCGGAGCAGACCCCGGAUGUAAAGACCCAUGGACAACGGAGUGGACCAGAGAUAACCAAGACUGCAGUAAAGUUCAUUUCUGUGUACAGGGCAAGAAAUACUGGAGUAUAAACUGCAACGACAGUCGAGUGUGGUCCAAUAUCGGCCAUGCAUGCGUGGAGCCAAUGUCCCAGUGGGACGACUGUAAUCAAGUGAUGACCACCCCCGCUAUCAAUGACGAGCGUUGCGUCCUCCCCAGUGGAAUGAACCCUGACCCCGACAACUGUGCCCAGUUCCUGGCCUGCACCAACCGGACAGUGGUGGCCACGAUGCAGUGUCCAGAGAACACGCUCUUCUCCACCAAGAACAACACGUGCGAACUCAGUUUCCUAGUGGCUGACGAGUGUCGUACGAGACUCAUUCCCGACCACGUUGUUGUUACCACUGCCAGUCCAAUCAUCGACAAACCUUGCGAGGGGACCAAGAACGGUGACGUCCAUGACCCCACCCAUUGUGCCCGCUUCUACAAGUGCAACUACGGUCGCGUCGUCGCCAGAAUCAAGUGUCCCGCAAACAGUGCCUUCUCAUCCGAGAAGGUCAAGUGCGACUGGAGAGCAAACGUCGACUGCCAGGAUCGUCCACUCUCUUGAACUCCUCUGAUCACGUGUCCGUCUAUCGACCAAUGGUUUUGCUUCCUCGUGUCAUAUGAGAAUACACUAAUCAAUGGCAACAUCACCCCAACUUCUUAUUUCAUUGAAUAUCAUUUUUGUUUUUAAAGAUACGUUUGUUUGGUUUUAUCAAUUGUCGAACCAAUUUGUCUACUUGUGAUGACAUCUGAACGAGGGCUAUUUUGAUUUCAGAAUGAUAGUUUAAUACACACCUCAUCUUUAAUUUAUUUCAUUUUUGUUCAAAGAAGCUCGGAUCGACAUGAUUUUUUUAUAACUGUUCUUAAUAAAACACUGUCUCAGAAAAUUGUGUUCAGUCUAUAGGCAUAUUGAAAUAUGGCGAUUGACAUAUAUGAACUGAUAAGAGGAUAUGCAUAAAUAGUAACAUUCUUCAGAAUGCUUAAUGGAUAUUAGAAUAAGUUAGUGAUCGAAUGAAUGACGUCAUGCAGUGUAUGUGUUUUGUGGAGAAAUAAAUUGUUUUCAUUAAA
Haliotis rufescens (red abalone) is the source of this 1281-nucleotide messenger RNA. RefSeq lists its product as uncharacterized. The transcript has 3 exons. The coding region runs from base 53 to 778 and encodes 241 amino acids. The record is from RefSeq and is a predicted model, not a curated record. Gene Ontology annotation, molecular function: chitin binding. Lineage: Eukaryota; Metazoa; Mollusca; Gastropoda; Lepetellida; Haliotidae. Gene Ontology annotation, cellular component: extracellular region.